AUGGGCAGCCUGGCUGUUUGGGCUGUGGCCGCGGCCGCUCUGCUGGGAAUGUCGGGGUGCUGGCUGGCUGAAGGGCACAAGAGCAGCAGGCGAGGCAGCGUGGAUACAGCCAGCAUGUCACGUACCUCCUCCCAGGAGCCACACUCCAUGGAGAAGGGGAAAGCAGACGGGAACAUCGAUCAAUCCCUCUCCGACCCAGACGGUGGUCCCUGCCGGAGGACCUACUGUGGACGGGGCCGGCAAUGCGUGCUGAUGGCAGCAACCGGGCGUGCCGAGUGCGUUUGCCAGGAAAAGUGCCGUCCCUCCUUUGUGCCGGUGUGCGGCUCAGACGGCAGGUUUUACGAGAACCACUGUGAGGUUUACCGCACCGCCUGCCUGGAGAGGAGACGGAUCUAUGUGGUGCACAGCAAGGACUGCUUCUUCAAAGGCAACGCAUGCACCAUGUCGGAGUACAACAGGCUGAAGAGCAUGCUGCUGGAUAUGCAACCGAAAGUACUGAACACUGGAGAGCAGGAACAGCAGAGAGACAUGGAGGAGAAGAGAGCUAUGGUGGACACCAUGUUUAAAUACCUGGAUGUGAACCAGGACGGCCGGCUGAUCAGUGACGAGCUAGAAAAGAUCUCGAUGAAGGAACACCUUGAGGACAGUCUUUUGGAGUGCACCAUGCAGGACCUGCUGCGUUAUGAUGAUUACAACAACGACGGUCACCUCAGCCUACACGAGUUCUACACAGCUUUCCAGGUUGUCCAGCUGAGCCUGGCAGACGACCAGCAAAUCAGCAUCUCCACGGUAACAGUGGGCCUCAGUGCUGUCCUUACCUGUGCCAUCCAGGGGACGCUGCGUCCGCCAAUCAUCUGGAAGAGGAAUGGCAUCAUAUUAAACUUCUUGGACCUGGAGGAUAUCAAUGACUUUGGGGAUGAUGGCUCCCUGUACAUCACCAAGGUGACAACCAUCCACAUGGGGAACUACAGUUGCCAUGCCUACGGCUAUGAAGACCUCUACCAGACACAUGUGCUGCAGGUGAAUGUCCCUCCAGUGAUCCUGGUCUAUCCAGAGACGCAGGCCCAGGAGCCCGGCGUAUCUGCCAGCCUCCACUGCCACGCCGACGGCAUCCCAAAUCCCAAACUCCUCUGGCUGAAGAACGGCAUGGAUCUGCAGCCCAGAUCUUCCAAACAGCUCUCUCUCAUAGCAAAUGGCAGCGAGCUCUUCAUUGGCAGCGUCCGGUACGAGGACACUGGAGCCUACACCUGCAUCGCCAAGAACGAGGUGGGAGUGGACGAGGACAUUUCCUCACUGUUUGUGGAGGAUUCGGCCAAGAAGACCCUUGCAAACAUUCUGUGGAGAGAAGAAGGACUGAGUGUGGGGAACAUGUUCUACGUGUUUUCCGAUGAGGGCAUCACCGUGCUUCAGCCCAGCGAAUGUGAAAUACGCAGACAUAUGAAGCGGACAGAGAGGAUCGUUGCUACCUAUGAGGAGAUGUGCCCUAAAGGUGAGGGGGUGUCACCUCAGCACUGCGUGUGGUCCUCAGCAGUCAACAUCAGGGAUAAGUACAUCUACGUGACCCAGCCCCUCCAGAGCCGACUGCUGGUUGUCGAUAUUCAGGCGCAGAAGGUGGUGCAGGCAGUUGCAACAGAUCCUUACCCAGUGAAGAUGCUGUAUGAUAAAUCACAUGACCAGGUGUGGGUCCUAACGUGGGGCGAUAUAGACAAAACACAUCCAACACUUCAGGUAAUUCCUCAAGCCAGCGUGGGCGAAGCACAUCAUGCCAUCCGCACGACUUUCCAGAGGGUGAACGACUUCUUCAUUCCUCCAACUAACCUCAUCAUCACUCACGUGAGGUUUGCCUUUGUCUUCCUCAAAAAUGAACCUGCGGUACACAAGAUUGAUCUGGAGACCUUCCACCGUGUCAAGACCAUCAGCCUGAAGAACUACAGCUGCAUACCAGUCAGCAUGGCUUACACACACCUGAGUGGCUUCUAUUUCGUCCAGUGCCAGAGCAAGAGCUUUCUGCAAGCCCCACCACAGCUAAUCAUCGACAGCGUGACAGAUGCUGUGAUUGGUCCGAACCUGAAUGUCACGGGCCAGGCUUUCGUGUCACCGGAUGGCCGCUACAUUCUGACACCUGACCUGCAGAGUUCAAAGCUGAUAGUACAGACAGUGUCGUUCCAAGGGGAGCUGGGUCUGAACCAGGAAAUAGACCAGCCUGUAGCUGUCUCUGAUCUGGUUUUCCAGCCCUCCUUCACAGAGUCCAACCAGCAUGUGGUCGUGGCCACCUCGGGCUCAGGCACGGACCUGCUGUUUGCCGAUCUGUCCUCGGGCCGCAGUGAGGUUCUCCGCAGCCUUAAGGAGCCCCUGGGCCCCCAAGCCUGGCCGUGGGGAGGCCCCAACAGAGUGGUGGUCUCCAGCGGGUUGUUCGGACAGUACCUGGUGACACCGUCAGUCGAGUCGCUCUUUGUCCUGAAUGGCAAACAGAGAACGCCGCACUGCGAGGUGUCAGACAUCAAGAGAGGGAACACAAUUGUUUGGGUGGGGGAGGUAUGA
Messenger RNA from Stegastes partitus (bicolor damselfish), 2541 nucleotides. It is a transcript of the gene fstl4, whose product is annotated as follistatin-like 4. Gene Ontology annotation, biological process: regulation of BMP signaling pathway; multicellular organism development; cell differentiation. The transcript is spliced from 15 exons. Gene Ontology annotation, molecular function: protein binding; calcium ion binding. The record is from RefSeq and is a predicted model, not a curated record. NCBI's taxonomy places the organism in Eukaryota, Metazoa, Chordata, Actinopteri, Pomacentridae. Gene Ontology annotation, cellular component: extracellular region. Bases 1 to 2541 code for a protein of 846 amino acids.